Molecule: messenger RNA, 1473 nt
Organism: Bombina bombina (fire-bellied toad)
Lineage: Eukaryota; Metazoa; Chordata; Amphibia; Anura; Bombinatoridae
Product: E3 ubiquitin-protein ligase TRIM39-like
Exons: 1
Coding region: 2-1366 (454 amino acids)
Molecular function (GO): protein binding
Source: RefSeq, a predicted model, not a curated record
CAUGGCAUCUGUGAGAGAGGAGCUAACCUGCCCCAUCUGCCUGAGCAUUUAUACAGAUCCUGUAAGUCUCAAUACAGCAGAGAAAUUCCAAACUACUGAGCCAGUAAAUGAGACUGAGGUCUUCUGCACUUACUGUAUUCACUCUCCUGUACCUGCUACUAAAUCCUGUCUGCUGUGUGAGGCUUCUCUGUGUGAUGCCCACCUGAUUGUACACAGCAAGUCUGAGAAUCACGUCUUAACUGAACCCACCACUUCCUGGGGUAACAGAAAAUACUCCAUCCCCAAGGAACUGCUAAAUGAGGCUUCUGAGAAGAAGAAAGAGAGACUGAGAGAUGUUCUGCAGAAACUGACCACAAAGAGAGAGAAGACUGAGAAAAGAGUCCAGAGUCUGCAGAAGCACAGGAGAGGGGUGCAAGAGAAAGCAGCUGGUGUAACAGAGCGACUCACUGCCCUGAUUAGGGACAUCAGGAAACAGCUGGAAGACCUAGAGAAGCGACUCCUGAGUGACAUCACCCAGCAGCAGGAGCAGGUUUUACUCCCAAUCUCUGAACUGAUCCAGCAGCUGGAAAAAGAGAAGGACGAGCUGACCAGGAAGAUGAGUCACAUUGAGGAUCUGUGCAACAUGACUGACCCAUUAACUGUCCUACAAGAACAGGAAUCACACAGAGAUGACUUUUGUGGUGCUGAGAAGGGAGAUAAUGAGGUCACACAGAGAGGUGAUAAACAGGUCCCUGCUGGGGGGGAUUUGGAUGAGGAUCUGAACUCAGUGACCUUAUACAGAGGUUUAGUUGAUAUUGUGACUGAUGUAAAGAGAGGGAUCUUUAUGCAGGUGACAUCAGACAUAUUACUGGAUAUAAACACAGCUAAUAAUAAUGUUAUUGUAUCAGAUGACCUGAAAUCUGUAUCCUUCUCACGUAUAAACCAGAAGCGACCAGAAAUACCAGAGAGAUUUACAUUUUAUUCUCAGGUAUUAAGCACUAGGAGCUUUUCCUCAGGACGACAUUACUGGGAAGUGCAGAUUAGUGAGUCAGGAGUCUGGCGUGUAGGGAUCUGUUAUCCCAGUAUUGGGAGGAGCGGAGAUGAGUCUGGGAUAGGAAAUAAUAACAAGUCCUGGUGUUUGUAUAGUGGUAAUAAACAUCUUUCAGUGACACAUAACAAAAUAGACACCUCAUUACAUCACACCUCAUUACAUCACUAUCUAUCAUGUGACAGAGUAGGAAUACUGCUGGACUAUGAGGCUGGGCGUCUGACCUUUUAUGAGCUGUGUGACCCGAUCAGACACUUAUACACCUUCACUGUCACCUUCACUGAGCCUCUUCAUGCUGCAUUCUGGGUAUAUGGUGCCUGUGUGAGAAUCCUGCGUUAGAUACACUGUCACAUAAUAAGAAUGCUGCUGCCUGUGAGCCAGGGAUGUUUGUGUAUUGUGCACAUUGUGUAUGAACUAGGGAUGAAAUAAAAUAUUUGUGUAUAAAA